AUGGCUGGCUGUGAAAACGCUGCUCUGAGGAUCGUUCUGGUAGGAAAGACAGGAAGUGGGAGUGCCACGGCCAACACCAUCCUCGGGGAAAAGAUAUUUGCUUCAAAGAUUUCCAUCCAAGCUGUUCCCAAGACCUGUCAGAGAGCAUCCCGGACAUGGAAGUGGAGAAAACUUGUAGUUGACACUCCUGAGCUCUUUGACACUAAGGAGACCUUGGACACCACAUGUAGAGAAAUCAGCCGCUGUGUCCUCUCCUCCUGCCCUGGGCCUCACGCCAUCAUCCUGGUUCUGCAGCUGGGCCGCUACACAGAGGAAGAGCCAAAGACUGUUGAUUUGAUCAAGUGUCUCUUUGGGGAGGCAGCCAUGAAGUGCGUGAUUGUCCUGUUCACUCGCAAAGAUGAACUUAAGGACAAGAGCCUUGAUGACUUUUUAGAAGAAGCAGACAUAGAGCUGAGCAGCCUCAUCCAGGAGUGUGGGAGCCGCUGCCUGGCCUUUAACAACAGAGCAGGGGAGGCUGAGAAGGAAGAUCAAGUGCAGGAGCUGGUGCAGCUGAUAGAGAGAAUGGUGCAGGGCAACGGAGGGACUUACUUUUCUGAUGACAUAUACAAGGAUGCGGAGGGAAGGGUGAGCCGAUGUCUAAGAGAUUUGGAGAAAGAAUACACGGAUCAAUUCAAUGAGGAUAUCAGAAGAAUAAAACAGGAAUAUUCAUAUGAAUUUAAAGAAAAACAGAGAAAAGUAAAAGAAAUUCAGAGAGUCUAUGAUGAAAAAAUGAGAACUACAAGGGACAGAGUGAGGAGAUGCGUUUAA
Molecule: messenger RNA, 807 nt
Organism: Nannospalax galili (Upper Galilee mountains blind mole rat)
Lineage: Eukaryota; Metazoa; Chordata; Mammalia; Rodentia; Spalacidae
Product: GTPase IMAP family member 7-like
Molecular function (GO): GTP binding
Source: RefSeq, a predicted model, not a curated record